Messenger RNA from Lynx canadensis (Canada lynx), 4187 nucleotides. RefSeq names its product SWT1 RNA endoribonuclease homolog (gene SWT1). The coding region runs from base 144 to 2855 and encodes 903 amino acids. The transcript has 19 exons. The record is from RefSeq and is a predicted model, not a curated record. NCBI's taxonomy places the organism in Eukaryota, Metazoa, Chordata, Mammalia, Carnivora, Felidae. Gene Ontology annotation, cellular component: nucleus.
GAAACUAAACAAACGCUCGGAGCGUUCGAGUAGAGAAGUCUUGGUUCGAGUGCAGAACUACAUUUCCCAGCGGGCAUCGGGACCAGGGGACGUCCUGGGCCUCUGGAGUUGCCACCGUCGCGGGCGCGAGUAAGCUUUUCAAAAUGUCCAACAAAGAAUCUUGUGGAAAAAAAGAGAAGUCUCGGAGAAAAGGCAGCACCGCAUCACCCAACUUUGACGUAGAAGAUAAGAAAGAGAAAAAAGCUUCAAGUUCUCCUAGUUCAGCUUGCUGUGUAAGGUCUGUUUCAUCAGAGAAGAGAAAACUGAAAUCGGAUCAUACAGACAUUCUGUACUGUGAUAUAAAAAGACAAGAAGUGAAAAGAUUGAAUGUAGAAACCGACACUCCAGGAAGGAGACCAAAAAUCAGUUCUUUAUCCCCUCAAGGGCCUGUUAAACUCCAGGAAGCAUCAUAUUCCGAUGCUAAUCAAAUUGUCUCACAGAACCCUUCUUCACAUGGGACUAAAAAAGAUUUAACUAAAUAUGACAAUUUUAAAGAUAUUAAAUUGACAAAUGUUAGGAGCAAGGCUGACCAUGGAAUUAAAAACUUUUGCGGUCCUAAGAUUGCCAAAGAUGUGAAACCAAAAACAGAAGGCCAAGCAAGUGAAAAACAAUGGCCUCAUUUACUCACUCAGGGGGAGAAGUUGAAAGAACUCAAGAAAGAAAGGUACAGGAAAUUUAGAGACAGUUCUGAAAAAUGUGUUUUGGGGAAACGCAAGAGAAUCCAUUUUUCUCAGGAUUGUAAUUCCGACAAGAUAAUCAAGGAAUCCCUUGAAUCUAGAAGAAGGAAGAUCAGUUUCAAAAUCCCAAUAAAAUCCCGUGAUACUCUCCAGAAGCUUGUAGAAGAGAAUGUCUUCAAUUUAGAGUCUAACAAUUCAAAGACUAAGCAGGAGAAGAAAGAAAGACUGAAAGGUUCUCAAGCUUCAUUAAAUUUGACUAGGCACAAAAGUGAACGUUUAUUUUCAGAAUCCACGUAUAAACAGGCUGUACAUGAGUGGAAAGGAAAAUAUCAUCAUGAGCAUCGAGAAAGUAAUGAUUCAGGUUCUGGUGAAAACCCAAUCCAGAGUUUUGAAGCUCCAUGUUCUUCAGUGUCCCUUGAAAGUAUUCAAGAUACAGAUCAAGAGAUGCAGAUAGUGGAAGAGCUCCAUGCUGUACGUGUGGGGAAAAGUGUGGAUUUACCUGUGGUUUUAUCUUCCGGGGAGUUAACGAGCAUGGAGAUUGACUUGGUGGACGAUGAUGUACAUUCCUCUCCUGCAAAAAGUGCUUCAGAUAAAAAGCUUCUAAUUGUUAUUGACACAAAUAUUCUGAUGAAUCAUCUCAAAUUUGUUAGAAUUUUGAAGACCACAGAAAUCCCAGGCUUUGAUAGACUUGUGUUAAUAAUUCCCUGGGUGGUUGUACAAGAGCUAGAUCGUAUGAAGGCAGGAAAACUACUAAAACACGCCCAGCACAAAGCUAUACCUGCAGUUCAUUUUAUCAAUGACAGUCUCAAAAAUCAAGAUAAAAAGCUAUGGGGUCAAUCAAUACAACUCGCAUCUCAAAAAGUUUAUGGGCUGAGUGAUGAGAACAAUGAUGAUCGAGUAUUAAAAUGCUGUCUUCAGUACCAGGAAUUAUUCCCUUCUUCUGUUGUUAUUCUGUGCACGGAUGAUAGAAAUUUAAGAAACAAAGGCCUAAUAAGUGGUGUGAAGUCACUCAGUAAAGAAGAAUUGAGUGCAGAUUUAUUAAACUUAUCUCCGAACACAGAUGUAUGUCAUCAACCUUGUUUAUCUAAACAACAAUUGAAAGCAGAAGCGACACCAUUAGAAGAGAGCUAUAAGGGAGAAUCUGUACAUUCCAGACUACCCAUUCUACUUGAAAGCAUCAUAUCUGAUCUUGAAAAAUCUCUUGGAACAGCUUUAUCUUCAAUACUAGAAACAGAAAUGAAAAUUGCUUUUGGAAACCUCUGGAUGGAGAUGCUGUACUUGAAACCACCAUGGACUCUAAUUCAUUUAUUACAGUGCUUUAGAAAACAUUGGUUGGCUGUAUUUGGAUUAGUUAUGGAGAAGAACGUGCUUUUAACCAUUGAGAGCCUAUAUGAAAAUCUCUGUAAAGCUAACAAGGCAGUGGAUUUUACAACAGUGAAAUUUCUGCUUCAGGAUUCUAAAAGUUUGUUACAUGCUUUCAGUACAAGGUCAAAUUAUGAUGGUAUUCUUCCACAGGCCUUUGCUCAAGUUAACAAACUACUCCAGACAUUUGCAGAGGUCAAGGCAAAACUUAAGCAAAAUCCUUCAGAAACUACAGUGCGUAAAAAGCAAGAAGAUACCUCGUUAAUGAAAUCUAAUAACCAAGAAGUCACCAUUUUCUCAGGUUCUCAUCUUCCCCAGCCCAACAGGCAUCAAAAAAUCUGGUCUACCCUAGAGAAUGUUUGGACAACAUUAUAUCAGAACAGCAUGGAUGUAUUUCAAAGAUUGGGCUCAAAUGCAGCUUUGACUUCUUCAAAAAUAGCAUCAUUUGAGGAAGCAUUUGUAUAUCUUCAAAAGUUAAUGGCAGCUGUGAAGGAUAUUCUUGAAGGAAUUCAGAGGAUUUUGGCCCCUAACAGUAAUUUUCAAGAUGUUGAGACCCUCUAUAACUUCCUAGUCAAGUAUGAGGUGAAUAAAAAUGUCCAAUUCACUGCCCAGGAACUUUAUGAUUGUGUCUCACAGACUGAGUAUCGGGAAAAGUUAACCAUUGGAUGCCGCCAGCUGGUCGAGAUGGAAAAUUCCAUGCAGCAGUGCAAUGCAUCUGUCUAUAUGGAGGCCAAAAACAGGGGAUGGUGUGAGGACAUGCUUAACUAUAGGACCUAAAUCCUGAUUUAUAACUUAAAAGGAAUGGCAUUUGUCUUCAAGAACAAUAGAGUGGCUAUCAACCUUUUGAGUUAAACCCAAGUCUUGUAAAAAAAAAAAAAAAAAAAAAUGUCUCAUAGGUGCAAGAAGGUGAUUGCUUAUUGUUGAAAAUCUCAUUGAGAUUCUAAAAAGCCUAAUGCAUCCAUUGUGGGAUAAACUGUGUACUCAACUCAUUGCAGUUGACAAUACCUCCCUACCUCUACUCCUGACACUGAGCCAAUCUGUCUAAAGAAGGGAGAGCUGUCUUUUUAAUCUCUUAGGGCAGGAGCCACUUUGGCAUCUGUGGAAGGCCCAGGGGCACAACUUUAGCAUCUCUCUCAACCCUAAACAUGAAUGCAUGGCCAGAAACACUUCCAAACCCCAAGAAAGAAAUAGGACAAUUAGGACAUGGCCAUGCUUACCAUGCUCCACAAAUGAAAUCUUACCCUGGGCUGUUUUAUGAUCACACUGUCUUCCAUUUAGACCUGGUGAACGUAACAUACAUCCCUUCCACUUCCCCCAAGGUAAUAAAAGUAGAAUUUUGACUUCAGCUCCUACUUACUAUAUAGUUUCUUUUCUCCUACCCUAGGCUUGUCACUUUUCAGUGCAUUUCUAAUGGAAAAAGCAGAGGAGACCCCUAUAACAGACUUCCCUUAAAUGUGAAAGAGGCAUGGAUUUAUGGGAUUAAGUGGCAGUGACUAAUGUUUGCCCCUAGCUAAACCAAGUGUUUAAUCAACUUAUUUAGUUAUACAAUACAUUGGAAAUCCUUGUUUAGUAGAGUAUAUUAUGCUUUUGUUAAUACAUUAGACUAAAUCUAAUUUGGUAUUCUAUGAUAAAUGUUAAUUUAUUUUUUACAAAAAAGCAAUAAAUUUUAUUUUUAGUAAGGUUUUGCUUUUCAUUUUACUUCCAAAUUGUGUUUCUUGAACUGUGUACAAGGUAUGAUGAUAAAAGUGACCCUCUCCUAACACAAGAGAAUCUAUGCCGGAUUCUCAGUGUCAAUCUGUGCAGGGCCCCGCCGAGCUUUAUGUUUGCAUAGGAAGCCACAGCUCUACCUAGGGCUCAAAUGCCAUCAGGAAUAUGAGCCGAGCCCCGUGGGAGGAGAAGCUUCCAGAGGAUCUCUGCUCUCUUUCCUUUUCUUCCUGGAGGAGCCAGAAAAGCAUCGCCCUCCCCACCCCUCCAGGUUUUUUUUUUUUUUCUUCAGAUUUUUAUCCUUCAACUGCUUCUGGUUUGUUACUGGGUUUUGGUUCUGCUUUGUAAACUCCCUCUCCUCUUCCCUCUUUUUAUUUAAAAAAAAAAAAAAAAAAUUUUUUUUUU